Molecule: messenger RNA, 1215 nt
Organism: Rhagoletis pomonella (apple maggot)
Lineage: Eukaryota; Metazoa; Arthropoda; Insecta; Diptera; Tephritidae
Exons: 4
Coding region: 474-1076 (200 amino acids)
Source: RefSeq, a predicted model, not a curated record
AAUUUCCGAAAGCCUUCUAAGAUUCUGCAGCAGAUAAGUAACAAAUAUUCCACCUCACAUCUUAAGAUUAAGGCUGUCCCAACGGGUUUUAAAAGAAAUAAAUUGGGGAAAAUUAUAAGUUUUCAAAAUGAAAAUUUCUUUGUGAGUACACGAAUGCCAGAUAAUUUGUGCUGCAUAGCUCCUUUUCAAAUAGUAAGAAUUACUGGAUUUGUCGAAAGAGAAGAAAUUUUUUUGAAUGGGACGGUACUCACACACUUAAAAAAUUUCUUUGAGCACCCCGUCCAAUCUAUGAAUAUGUUAGGGAUAUGCACUGGAAAUAUUUAUGAUGAAAACGCUGAUAAAAGAGAUUUUAAGAUAGAUGAAGUAAUGUGCAAAAUGAUGUACUUUCCCUCAGAAAAUGAGUAUUUAUUUAUUCCUCUUUUACACGGCUUCGACAACACUUAUUUAUAGUUUAAUAAUUUCAUAAAAACAAGAUGUCGAAAAAAGUAUUAAAAAGCUUGUGCACUUCAAACGCUAAUUUUGAAACUCACACACAAAAUCACAUACAAUUUCGAAACACUGUCACAAAUGAUUCCAAGGACGCGCAAAUAAAUGAUUUACAAUUAAGAAUCGAUAAUUUAGAAAAUACGGUAAACAAGCAAAACGAAAUCAUUAUGGAAGAGCUGGCCACAAUAAAGGCGUACACCCAACAGCUUGUUUUGUUUAAAACAGGAAACGCCGAAAUAAUAAAGCUGUUUCCAAUAAAAACUGAGGAAGAUUUGAAUAACUUCGAAAAUUCAGAAAAUUACGAUGAAAAUGAAAUGAUCAUGACUGUUCGGAAAAUAAUAAAAAAAGGCGGUUUGAAGCGAAAUUUGUCGAGCCUCCUGGGGCCAGAGAUAAUAAAAUCUUUUAAUUAUGAUGGCGUGCAGGGGAAAAAGGCUUUCCGUAACUUAGCUGUGCUUAACAAUAUAUUUUUUAACGGUGCCGAAGACGUGACAACGCGGGAGCAAUAUCGAUCCGAAAUGAAAAGCGGAUUUAAAUUAAGCAAAAGUCGACAAUAUAAAGCAACUCAUUUGCUUAAGAAGCAAAGUAUUUGAUUGACCUUUAAUUUAAGUAAUUCUAAUAUUUAUUUUUAUAAGCGUUAAUUUUUAGUUUUUUGAUCUCAAUGAAUUCAACUGUACCUAAUUGCAAUACCUUAAUUUUUAUAUUAAAUGAAUUUCUUUGUAUAAGUUAAUA